Glossina fuscipes is the source of this 6199-nucleotide messenger RNA. RefSeq names its product sodium/potassium/calcium exchanger Nckx30C. Gene Ontology annotation, cellular component: membrane. The coding region runs from base 1648 to 4656 and encodes 1002 amino acids. NCBI's taxonomy places the organism in Eukaryota, Metazoa, Arthropoda, Insecta, Diptera, Glossinidae. Gene Ontology annotation, biological process: calcium ion transmembrane transport; intracellular calcium ion homeostasis. Gene Ontology annotation, molecular function: calcium channel activity; calcium, potassium:sodium antiporter activity. The record is from RefSeq and is a predicted model, not a curated record. The transcript is spliced from 10 exons.
ACAAAAAAGAAAUAAAAAAAAAAAAAAGAAAAGAAAUAGAAAUAGAAACAAAAAAAAAGGGAAUAAACCUUAUACUUACUUGUGCUAAAUUUCAAAGCACAAAAGAAUUUAAAGGGAAAUGAUUUUGCAAAAAUCAUAAGAAUACCAUGGCAAAAAAGUAAGAUUUUGAAAAAAGGCGAAAGGAGACAACCCACUUUUCGGUUUAUAUAAGAAGUCGAAAAAUAUAUUUUUGUGAAAAGUUUUUGCAUACUAUCUGUGAUAAUUUAUUGGAGAUGAAAAAAAAAAAAUAAAACAAUUAAAAUACAUUUAAAUCUCAAGGCGCAUCGACAAACAACGAAAGCUUAUUGAAUACAGUGAAAAAAUUUCUCUUAUUAUUAUGGUAUCUCUGCUCUCUGAUUAUUUCCAUGUCUUCGCUUCUCUAAAACUGUAGACAUUCCAAUAUAUAUAAACUAUAAGUAGAAGAGCGGACUAACGAAUUCAAACGCUACAUAACGUAAAAGUAACGCGAGAGUAAUAUGAGAGUAAUUCAAAAAUAAUUUGGUCGCAUCUGGGAGUAAGCGUCUGUAUUUGUUUACAAUUGAGAAUAAUUCAAAGAGUCAGUCUGCAUUUGUUAACAGCUCUUGCAUUGAAAAAACGACUAUGAAUUUGGCCAUAUAUGAGAGUAAUUCAAAAAUAAUUCUAAAUGGAACGUGGUGUAAUCAAAGAAAGUGGUUUUCAGACUUGCUCAUUUAAAUUACUCUCAGAUGACUGUGAAUCGCAUUACAAUGCGGUGGUUCGCUGAAUAAUGAUAUAAGUUAAAUGCGGUUAUUAGCACAAAUUGCAAACUUGAAAAGUAGCAAAUAUAUUUUCAUGCCUAAAACCUGGCAAUCGUUGUAUAAUUUAUAGAAAAUUUUUAGGAAUUUAAAAAGAUGGCAUAAGAACGUCAAGGAAAAAGAAAUGAAAUGCAAAAAGAAAGAAAAGCAAAAUGUGUUUAAUGUUUUUAAUAGUGUCAAGCGUCUAUGAAGGAAUAGAAGAAAAAAAAAUUCAACUUUAUAUACGCGAGCUCGUGGAUGUGUGAGUCGAAAAUAAAUGACAAAGCUAAAAUUAUUUAAAUAGAAGCACAUUUAAAAAACUUGUAAUAAAACAAAUAUUUAAAAAGUAUUAAAAAUAUCAAAAAAAAAAUGAACGGCCCGAUCUAAGUAACUAACUUACAGUAAUCAGAAUAAUAAUAAUAAUAAUAGUAAUUAUAAUGAUAAUAAAAUGAAAAUAAAAAGAAAAAAUGUGAUGAAAUAAAAUUACACUUAAUUGGAAAGAAACAUAACGUAUACAAAGGUAUAUAUAUAAAUAAAAAUAAAAAAUACAUAAAAAGUUGAAAAGCAAGAAAAAAAAUAAAAUGAAAAUAUUAUUACAAAAGAUAGAAACUAAAAAAAAACUUUAUUAUUAAUGAAUAAAAAAGUAGAGAGUUAAACAGGAAAACUUUCUAGCAACGACAACGAUAACAAACGGUUUUAAAGCAUAUAGAAGUUAAAAGCUUUUCCAUUUACAUAUACUUCGAGUCGUACCCGAAUUAGUAGUUAAAUGUUUUUCACAAAAAUAUAAAAAAGGAAUACAGGAGAGAGUAGACAUCAGCUGUUUUUUUCAAAAAUUAAUGUUUUUUAAUUGGGUCCAAUGUUGCAGCAGUCAGCGACAUGCUUACAGCCACCAUUAGCACAAAUUGCAUUCUUCAGCAACUCGAAAAAACAUGAACAAACUCAAAACGCAUCAGAGAAGAGGAUAACAUUCGAUCCUGAAAGCAAGGCUUUGAUAACUCUGAAAAUAAUAGCCGAAAAUUUUUUAAAUCAUGUGGCCUUGUCUAGUCGUAAUGUUUCGGCAGCAUUAGCCUUAACAACUUUUCAAAAUGGGCACCAAAGACCAACUAAAACAACAACAACAACAACAGCAACAAAUGACAACAAAUCUGGAACUAAUGCCAUCAUAUCUGGCAUUUCAAUUGCGUUAACAAAAUUAUUUUUUAAUUUAUUCAAAAACAAAAUCUCUCUGCAAAACUCUUUUAUGACUAAAGCGACAAUGCUUAGCAACGUUUAUGAUAAUGAAAACCCUCUGAACAACAAGCACAACAACAACAAUAACAACAAUAAUAAUAACGCAAGCAAGAACAUGAACAUGGACAUUCAGUCUGGCCCAAGAAAGUCAACCUCCAGAAGAGCAAAAUGCGAAAAUUUAGAUUUUAAUAGCCGCCGCCGUAGAGGACGUCUAAGGUUUGGAUUUAUCACGCGAUCAGCAUUACAUGCACAAAGCGUUCUUGGAGAUGUGGCAUCGUUUUUGUUGACACUGUUGUUUUCCUUUGUUGUCGACACCUAUGUAAAUAUGAAAACCCUUGUGUUGUCUUCAGUGAAGUGCAAAAGUUAUUUAAAAAUUACUUCUAAAAUGGCUAUCCAUAGCAAUUGUAAUCAGAAUAACAACAAAUCAAAUUCUAAAAAUUAUUAUUCAUUAUACGCUACGUCUGCCACUACCACCUACAAAUUUUCCUUAUCAAUGUCUUACCCGUCGCUGUCGACGCUGCUGUACGCUUUGCUGCUGUUAACGACCAUUCUCAUACUUCCAUGCACUAAUCAUAUAGCUGCAGCUGCUAAACCGAAAUCUGCUACUCAAUUACAACAACAAAAACAGCAUCAUCAUCAAGAAUUGGAGCAAAAACCGCCAAAUUUAGCGUACGCUGCUGGUGCCGAUAAUAUUCAAAUUGAUAGCGGCGGUAUGCUAUUAACAUCGCCCUCCUAUCAAAUCGUCUCUUCGCAAACAUCGAAUGAAGAGGAAUCGGAAUUUCUAUAUCCGUCAUCGCAAUUCGAUGAGUUCGAUGAGGAGAAACUGGCCGAAAACGAUAUGGAAGUGGAUGAGGAACAAGCAAACGUAUAUAAAGAUGAGAAUCAAACCCGCCACGAUAAUGAAACCGUUAUUAAGACACCGCUGUUUCCGAAAGAUCUAUUUACCAAAGAACAAUUGGAAAAUGGCGCUGUCGUCUGUCAUAUUCUUGGUGUCAUUUAUAUGUUUGUGGCAUUGGCCAUUGUAUGCGAUGAAUUCUUUGUGCCUUCCCUGGAUGUAAUCAUUGAGAAACUCGGUAUCACUGACGAUGUUGCCGGUGCAACAUUUAUGGCGGCAGGUGGCAGUGCACCCGAGCUAUUUACAAGCGUUAUUGGUGUAUUUGUAUCAUUCGAUGAUGUUGGCAUUGGUACAAUUGUCGGUUCGGCUGUAUUCAAUAUUCUAUUUGUGAUCGGUAUGUGUGCGCUGUUCUCGCGAACGAUACUAUCGUUGACUUGGUGGCCGUUAUUCCGUGACUGCUCCUUCUACAGUCUUAGUUUGAUGGUAUUGAUAUAUUUUUUUCGUGAUAAUCUUAUCUAUUGGUGGGAGGCGCUUAUACUCUUUUGCGUUUACAUCGCCUACGUAACAUUUAUGAAAUGGAACGUUGAAGUGGAGUCGUGCGUGAAGAAACUGAUAUCGAAAAAUAAGGUGACUCGCGUCAGAAGUACAGAUCAGCUUAUGCCAGCAGGUAAUGCCGCCAACUCAUCAGAGACGUCGAUGGCUACGCAGCCUGGUGGCUCGGUGACAUCAAGAGCGGCUUCGGAGACCCGUUCGGGACCGCCUGGUUCGAGCAGUGGUGUUGCUGGUGCUACAGGUAAUAGCAGUGGUGGAAAUACGAGUAGUACUCAGACUGGUGCAAAAUUCCGUCAUGGCCUAUUGCAGCUUAUGAUACACACAAUAGAUCCGCUACAUGAUGAUGAUGUUCCAGGCAAAGUGGACGAGAAAGCAACACAAUUGCAUGCCAUCGCCUCGUUGAAGGUUUUACUGGAUGCGACUAAACCGCAAAGAGGUGGAGCAACAACUUCAGCAGCCAAUCAUGUCAAAAUCAAUCUAAAGGAAACUACUCUGGCAGAUCGUCCCAAUGGCAAUAUCGAUACCACAUUGGAUUCGCCAUCGUUGAGUGGUCGUCGUCCAAGCUGGAUUGAUCAGAGGGUCAAAAUUCAAACGCGAAAAUUUAGCAUCAAACAGCCCCAAGAAAUUGAAGACGAACCAGAGCCACUAAGCAUGGCUUGGCCAGAUACUGCCCGUAAACGUCUUACCUAUAUACUAGUGGCUCCUUUGCUUAUCCCGAUGUGGUUAACAUUGCCUGAUACACGCACGCCUAAGGGCAAAAAACUAUUUCCCGUUACCUUUAUCGGCUCCAUACUAUGGAUAGCUGCCUUUUCUUAUUUAAUGGUAUGGUGGGCGAACGUCGCCGGCGAUACAGCACGCAUUCCACCAGAAGUUAUGGGCUUAACCUUCCUGGCGGCCGGCACCUCAAUACCAGAUUUGAUUACAUCUGUAAUUGUAGCGCGUAAAGGUUUUGGUGAUAUGGCCGUCUCUAGUUCUGUGGGAAGUAACAUAUUUGAUGUUACUGUCGGUUUACCCAUACCAUGGCUUCUUUACGGUAUCUUUUAUGGCGCCCCUGUUGAAGUGAAUUCGGUGGGCAUGGUCUGUUCUAUAACGAUAUUGUUUAUGAUGUUAAUAUUUGUCGUGAUGUCAAUUGCCUGCUUCCAUUGGCGCAUGAACAAAGGCUUAGGUUUUACGAUGUUUUUGUUAUAUUUCGUUUUUGUUGCCGUCUCGUUAAUGUUUGAAUACGAUGUAAUAACAUGUCCAGUGUAAAAUGUUAUGUUUAAAAGAAAAAAAAAAAAGCGAAACAAAACAAAAAAAAAAUCUUCAAAGAAACUUUAUAUGUUAAAAAAAUAUGUUAAUAAUUUUAAGUAAAUUUAAGAUGGAAAGUAGAAAAAGGAAGCAAACAUACAAAGAACGAAAGAAAAUGUACUUUAGCAACAAAAUUUUAGAUAAAGCGAUAACACGAUUAAAAGAAAUCCAAAAACGUUGCAAAUAAAAAAAAUCAGAAAAUAAAAAAUUAAAAAUUUAACAAAGCGUUAUUUGCAGCGCCAACGUGCUCACCAGUCGAAUUCGUUUACUGUAAGCUUUCAAAACGAUUUUAAGUUUCUCUUUAGUUAUCUCUUAUACUUCAAAGGAAAAAAUUAUAAAACCUUAUGUUAGAUGUGGGCAUGCACGCAGGUGUAAAGUGAUCAAUAGUUUUUUUCUUCUUUGCUUGUGUUCAAAUGUUUGGAAUUAAUUCUCGGUUGGCAUGUGAUAGAUACUUUGGGGUUUCUGCUAUACGAACGCUUAGAGAGUAUUCUUUCCAAAACGGAAUAAGCAGUCCUUCAACAAUUAAAAAGAAAAUCUGUUAGUUACUCAUUCUUUAUGAAGAAUACCCCAAAACAUCUCUCGAUAUCAAAAAAUCAUACUAACACGACAGAGAUCUGAGGAAUUGGAAGUAACCACUAUUUCCUAUUGACUUGUCACUAUUUAUGAAAUGUGAUUUUUAUAAAAUCAUUUGUAUGAAAGGCAACGACCACAUUGUCCAAAACAUUCCAUGCCAACAACCUCGAAGUUCGCGUGCUUCCAAAAUCGCUUGAAAACUCUUUGAAGCGAACGAAAAAUUGCAGUUAAGUUAUAUACUCGUUAUAACACCAUAAUAGCCGGAUUAAAGAUUCGAGCUUCUCCAGAUCGCUUUACAUUAAAAUAUAACGGAAUCCAAAGAAACACUUACUUACUUAUCAAUACUUUCGUGCGCACGCAGGUUGACAGAAAUGUACAUAUAUGAAAAUCUUCCAUGUGCAUGGUGAAGUUUGUAUUAAAUUUUUUCAAAAAAAACUUUUUACAAUAAACGUGAAAACAAGUAAGAUAAUUGUAUGCGACGCAAAACGAAUCAUCCAUUUAUCAUUGCGUCUGCUUUUUCACCGAUUUGAUUCAUUUUCAAUAACGACGUGCGUGCACAAAUGUGGAAUGUUUCCAAUAAUUUUAUUGCCAGACAGACGGACAAAGACGGCCACAUUGAUUUAGAGUUUCACGCUGCUACAUUGGGGAUGAAAACGAAACGCUUAUACCCGUCAUCCUUCAGUAGCGGGAAUAAUAAAUUUUUUUAUCAAAUUGCAAAUUUACGACAUUUUCUUAAAAAAUUCAUUCUCGAGAGUUGCAUUACUAACUAAUACUAACUACAAUCAAUUCUACCCGGACGAUUGAUUACUCAUUUAAAUCUCAAGUGAACAUCGAAUGUACUUUUAAUUUGUAAAGAAAAAAAAAACAAGACUUCAUAAAGUGCUUUUUGUAAGGAUUUUUCCGUUAGUAGUUAGCUCUCUCUUUAGCAUUU